Cladophialophora immunda is the source of this 1047-nucleotide messenger RNA. RefSeq lists its product as uncharacterized. Lineage: Eukaryota; Fungi; Ascomycota; Eurotiomycetes; Chaetothyriales; Herpotrichiellaceae. The transcript has 2 exons. The record is from RefSeq and is a predicted model, not a curated record. The coding region runs from base 1 to 1047 and encodes 348 amino acids.
AUGGCUCAAGCAAAAGGCUUCACCAUCUUUGCCCGUGCAUGGACGGCGUCUCCUCCCCGAAAGACAUACAUGCAUUCCAUCCCCUCCAUGCCGAGAUCAGAGGAUGAGGAGAGCGUUGACUCUUCAUCCGGCAGCGACGGCACAUACACUCCGAGCUCCGUAUCCUCGUCGACGACCACCAUCUCCACCACUUCAGCACCCUCGGCGGACAUUGCCAUGGUCAAGCCAGCCACCCGGGGGAAAGUCGACUUUUCCGUCCUGGAAGAUAUCUUCGCACAGGAGACUGCAGCAGAGACUCCGGGCUCCUCGCCCUUGUGGUACAUUCUGACCACCGCGCUCCUUUUGGCCUUCCACAAGGAGAAGCUAAUCGGGGAGCUCUGGGCAUAUCUGAGCGGAAGGGAUGUGGCCGCACAAGACGGAGAACCAGGAGAUUUGCUCGCCGUUGCCAGACGGAUCCGGGAGGCGUGCUUGAAAGCCAGCACGCUGGUGGGAUUCCCCAGGGCCAUCAAUGCCCUCCUCGCGCUCCAGCAGGCCAUCAAGACCACCCACCCAGCCCUCUCCAGCAUCCUAGAAGCCGACCAGUCCCUCCGCGCCGCCGCCACGCCGGGCGACCACGAGUCCAAAGCCGCGCGGGGCAUGCGGCUGUUUGAGCGCAUCUACGCGCAGCACAGCCCGCGCGUGCUGGCGGCCAUGUCGACGUGCUCGGGCGGCGACCUGACGCACUUCGCCAUCCGCUGCAUCUACGGCGAGCUGCUGGCCGAGGCCGCCGUCAUCGGCGACCUCGACACCGGCCUGCUCGAGUUCGUCUGCUGUCUGGCCGACGGCUGCGGCCCGCAGGCCAAGGGCCACUUCUUCGGGUCCGUCAACUUGGGCGCGAGCCGGGGGUCGUUGCGCGCCGCGGUGCGCUUGGCCGACGCGGUGGGCCGGCAGGUCCGUGCUGCGAGGCCGUGGGUGGUGGACGAAGACACGGGGAUGGACAACGACGACGAGGAUCAGGAACAGAAUCGCGCCGAGUGGAGGUUCUUGGACCGCGUCAUGGUCGAGUAG